AUGUCGCGUCCCGAAGACUUGCUGCCGCCCGACCUCUUCUACAACGAUGUCGAAAGUCGCAAAUACACCACCAACAGUCGUAUCAAGAACAUUCAAGCAUCCAUGACAAACCGCGCCCUCGAACUCCUCGACCUACGAUCACCAUCUCUAAUCCUCGAUCUCGGAUGCGGUAGCGGUCUGUCCGGCGAAAUCCUCUCGCAAGUCGAGCCAGAAGAAGGAGGACCACACACAUGGAUUGGCAUGGAUAUUUCAGCGUCUAUGCUGGGACAAGCACUUGACAGAGACGUUGAUGGAGAUUUGAUGCUUGCGGAUAUUGGACAGGGUGUUCCCUUCCGUCCUGGCUCGUUCGAUGCUGCCAUCAGUAUUUCGGCUAUUCAAUGGUUGUGUAAUGCAGAGUCGAGCGAUGUCACACCUGAAGGUCGUCUAAAGCGCUUCUUUGAUGGCUUGUAUGCUUCUCUUCGCCGUGGUGGUCGUGCAGUCUGCCAAUUCUACCCUAAGAACAAGGUGCAAAGGAAUAUGAUCAGUGCCGCUGCAGUCAAGGCCGGCUUCGGUGCUGGUAUUCUCGAGGACGACCCAGGCACCAAGAGCGAGAAGUUGUACCUUGUCCUCACAGUCGGUGGUGGUGAUCUUGGAAGAGAGCAGGAGGCAGCAAGUAAAGAUAUCACUGGUGUUGUCAAUGGCUUGACCGAUGUCGACAUUCAGGAUGCCCGUCGCAAGAGAGAUCAACGCUCGCGCAAGGACAUGUCAAGAGUCAAGGGCAGCAAAGCUUGGAUUACAAGGAAGAAGGACCAGAUGGAGAAGCAGGGCAAGGUUGUCAAGCCAAACUCCAAGUACACUGGCAGAAAAAGAAAGAUCGCUUUCUAG
Molecule: messenger RNA, 864 nt
Organism: Aureobasidium melanogenum CBS 110374
Lineage: Eukaryota; Fungi; Ascomycota; Dothideomycetes; Dothideales; Saccotheciaceae
Product: S-adenosyl-L-methionine-dependent methyltransferase
Exons: 1
Coding region: 1-864 (287 amino acids)
Biological process (GO): rRNA (guanine-N7)-methylation
Cellular component (GO): nucleolus
Molecular function (GO): rRNA (guanine) methyltransferase activity
Source: RefSeq, a predicted model, not a curated record